Messenger RNA from Aureobasidium subglaciale EXF-2481, 1746 nucleotides. RefSeq lists its product as uncharacterized. Gene Ontology annotation, cellular component: fungal-type vacuole. Gene Ontology annotation, biological process: proteolysis. The record is from RefSeq and is a predicted model, not a curated record. Bases 1 to 1746 code for a protein of 581 amino acids. Lineage: Eukaryota; Fungi; Ascomycota; Dothideomycetes; Dothideales; Saccotheciaceae. The transcript is spliced from 3 exons. Gene Ontology annotation, molecular function: serine-type carboxypeptidase activity.
AUGGCACCAUCUGUAGCGUCAUUCUCGGCGUUUGUCCUGGCCGGACUCCCUCUUGCACUGGGACAAUUUGUCAAAGCUCCAACAAAUUGGACUCACGCGACCGGAUAUUCAGAUAUCUCUGUUCGGUACAAGGAAGUACCCACCGGUAUCUGUGAGCUCAACAGCACUGUGAAGAGUUAUUCUGGCUACCUCGACGUCGAUACCAACGAACAUUAUUUCUUCUGGUUCUUCGAAGCUCGUAACCAGAACCCCAAAGAUGCCCCACUUACAGUAUGGAUCAAUGGAGGCCCAGGUUCUAGCAGCAUGAUUGGCCUGUUCCAGGAACUAGGUCCUUGCAGAGUCGAGUCGAACGGCACGGUCGUCAACAACCCAUAUUCGUGGAGUGAGUCGAGUAACAUGAUCUUCAUUGAUCAGCCUGCCCAAGUCGGUUUCUCUUACUCCACCCCGGUACCCGGAUACACCGAUCCCAACUCGGGGUCGAUUGUUGUUCUUUCCAACACCACCUGCCCCGACUACGCAGAAGAAUGCGGCACAUAUUCAUACCCCAAUACUACCUUGACAGCCAAUUCGACUGCCGGUGUCGCGCCAAACUUCUGGAAGGGCCUUCAGGGCUUCAUGGGUGCUUUCCCCCAGUACUCCCGCCAUGAGUUCAACUUUGCUACAGAAUCUUACGGUGGUCAUUACGCGCCUAUCAUCAACCAAUACAUUGAGAAGCAAAAUGACCUUAUCGCGAACAACACACUUCCCAAAGCUCAUCACAUCAACCUCAAAACAGUCCUCAUUGGCAAUGGCUGGUACGACCCGUUGAUUCAGUACCAAGCGUACUACAACUUCACGGUCUUCCCUGGAAACACAUACGACUACAAGCCUUUCAACGAGAGUGUCUCGACUAUGAUGUACAAUGCUCUUUACGGACCUGGUAACUGCGUCGAUAUGACCAAGGAUUGUUACGCUCGCGGCAUCAACUCGGUCUGCAGUUUCGCCGAUAACUUUUGUGCCAGCAAUGUCGAAAACGUUCUCGAUGUCUUCGCUCUUCGCGACGAGUACGACAUUCGUGAGCUCUCGCCUGAUCCAUUCCCACCUACUUUCUACGUUGAUUACCUGAACUCUCCUAUGGUCCAAGAGGCCAUUGGCGCAUACGUCAACUUCAGUGAGAGUAAUAGUGCUGUCUCCUCGGCUUUUGGAAGCACGGGAGAUGAUGACCGUGAAGAUGGCACUAUCGAAGCACUGAAAUCGCUUGUACACGACAACAUGACCAUUGUGCUCUAUGCCGGUGAUGCCGAUUACAACUGCAAUUGGCUCGGUGGAGAGGUUGUAGCCGAGGAAGUCAAUGCUCCCGGCUUCUCGACCGCAGGCUACACAAAUAUCACCAGCGCAGACAAUGUUGUUCAUGCACAGGUCAAGCAGUCUGGCAAGUUCUCUUUCGUCCGCGUCUUCGAAAGUGGCCACGAAGUACCUUUCUACCAGCCUCUGAUGAGUCUGGAGAUGUUCGAUCGUGCCAUUCAUGGCAAGGAUAUUGCCACCGGUAGACGUACCGUCAAGGGCGGUUACAAGACUUCUGGCUCGGCAAAGAGCACUUACCGCGAGGGCAACUCGACCGUCCAAUUCGAAGUCGUCAAUGCGACUGCCACAUACAACACCACUCUCAACGAGCCUGAUGCAACAUCGGCCAAGAAGAGCUUCAAGGCCGCCAACAAGAGACGUUUGUUCAAGCCAGCUAAGAGUGUCGUCGACCUGACCUCUUAG